CGAUCACCGCGUCGUGUCCCAUGAACCUGCAAUACUUCCCGAUGGACCGACAGCUGUGUCACAUCGAAAUCGAGAGCUUUGGUUAUACGAUGAGAGACAUCCGGUAUAAGUGGAAUGAGGGACCGAACUCGGUGGGCGUGUCCAACGAAGUGUCCCUGCCUCAGUUUAAGGUGCUGGGACAUCGGCAGAGAGCUAUGGAAAUUAGCCUGACAACAGGUAACUAUUCGAGACUGGCUUGCGAGAUCCAAUUCGUGCGGUCCAUGGGCUACUAUUUAAUCCAAAUCUACAUACCCAGUGGACUGAUCGUCAUCAUAUCCUGGGUGAGCUUUUGGCUGAACCGGAACGCCACGCCGGCCAGAGUGGCUUUGGGUGUCACCACCGUGCUGACCAUGACCACGCUCAUGUCAUCCACCAACGCAGCGCUGCCGAAGAUAUCGUACGUGAAAUCCAUCGACGUGUACCUGGGCACCUGUUUCGUCAUGGUGUUCGCCUCGCUGUUGGAGUACGCCACCGUCGGGUACAUGGCAAAGAGGAUACAGAUGAGGAAAAAUCGUUUCCUGGCCAUACAGAAGAUCGCCGAACAAAAGAAGGGUGGCCACGACACACUAGGUCAUGGACACUCGCAUCAACAGCAGCGCUCCGGUCACGGAAAUAUGUCCGGCCACAAUACGCUGUCCGGUCACAACACGCUAUCAGGCCACAAUACCCUUUCUGGCCACAAUACGCUGUCUCACGGCUUGUCAGGCCACGGCUUGCCACCUUCCCACGGGACUAUGAUGGGCCACGGUGGAUACGAUAGCCAUCGGCACAGUCAUAUUGGCCACGGUGGUCAUGGCGGCACCUUGCCGAGCCAAAUCCUUCCUGGAGAUAUGGACCACGCGCACAGACAAACUGUGAGUGUCAUUCCAACAAGUGAUUUUUUUAUCGGAAAACAAUCUAUAUUCUCUGUUAUACUUGCCACAAUACAUAUAUAA
This is a messenger RNA of Diuraphis noxia (Russian wheat aphid), 974 nucleotides long. RefSeq names its product gamma-aminobutyric acid receptor subunit beta-like. Lineage: Eukaryota; Metazoa; Arthropoda; Insecta; Hemiptera; Aphididae. Gene Ontology annotation, biological process: monoatomic ion transmembrane transport. Gene Ontology annotation, cellular component: membrane. The record is from RefSeq and is a predicted model, not a curated record. Gene Ontology annotation, molecular function: GABA-A receptor activity; extracellular ligand-gated monoatomic ion channel activity.